AGAUUAGGUUUUCUUUCCCUUUGUGUGUGGCAACACCUGCCCAGGGAGUCUGUGUGUAUCAAAAGAGCAACAAAAAGUGGGUUUAAUUGCAUGCAUCUUCAGUGGAGGCUUUCUGGCACUUACAGCACAAAAGGCCAUUACUGAGCUGUUUUCAAUGGAGACUAGGAGUGCAGGACUGAGAAGAACUCUCCACUAUUCUCACAGGCAAGCAAAUCACUUUACAGGAGCAUUGUCAUGUGGAAAUGAGUUCAUGAGCCCAUCUUCUUCCAACUGCAAGGUCAGGGAGAGAGCAAUUGUCAGUUUCAGCUGGCUGGAGCAAUUGAUCUGUUUGCUUGAAAAUGUUUGCUUACCUCCCUUCCCUGCUGUGCUAGUAUAUAGAUAUCUCUCUGUGUGUGUCUGUGCACAGGCAUGUGUACACUCCACCAUAUGCUGAAUGACUGAAGUUCAUAACUAUAUGUUAGCAGUUGCUUACCAUAUGACCAUUAGUGUGUCAUAGGGAUGUACAGUUUUUGUUAAAUCCAUUCCAUCUGCAUUUCACAGAUUGUGAGGUACUUUUCAAUCUCUCCUCCAUUCUCAUUGACAGUGUGUGUGUGUGUGGGGGGGGAAUUGUUACAAGUUCCUGAACUUCUUGCAUACAUGUGCUUUUUUGCAAAUCUCCACUGUUAAAAAUGCACAACCUCCUCCAGAAUGUGCAUUUGCAUGCUUUAGUAUGCGGGGAAAUGUGCUUCUUUUCUUUUUCUUUUCAACAGGAAUGUUUGUGCAAAAUUCUGAAAAGUAAAGUAGUGGUUCACAAGUCCACAGAAUCCAUGUGAUUCAGAAAGGGCUGGUAGACUGCAGAAUCUGGGGAAUCCUAGAAAUCUGAACUCAUUUAAAACCCAUGGCAGGUUCUCCAAUAUCCCUAGAGUGUUAUAAAUAACUAAUAGUACAGCAACCUUAAUUUAAUGCUAGUUAAAGCUCUUUUUGAAGAGGGAAAAUCAUCAAGGUCCCCCACACACAUCCCCAGUCAGGCUUUCAAAUAUGUUUUUGGAUCAUGGUCAAUACUGUCAGUUCCUGUGUUAGGUGUGUGUUCUUUCCCCACAUAUUUGCAUCUCUGAAGAAUUAUGGCUUCUCAUCUUAAGAUGAAAGGCUCAAACAGUGAUGCAGCUUUGGCUGGACUCUGGGGCCAAAGUCCAGGGCCCUGCAUUCCAGGAAGGCCUGAAUAACCACCCAGAAAAUGUCAGGUGAUGAAAGUCAAAGAAGCAAGUUCCAUGUUAUUCCUGUAGUCACGAUAAUACAAGGAUUUCAAUAUAUUUUAAAUGCAAAACUGCACAUGCUCUGUAUUUUAUUACUAUUUUUAUUAUGGAGGGCAAAUAGCUUUUUCAUUGUUCUAACACAGCAGGUGUGCAGAAGCAGUUGUAAAGCGUGGAAUAGUGGUGGUGAAGGAGGAGAGAGUCGCAUGCUUCACAACUUGAAGUAAUACAGCCAUUUAAAAGGGGGACAUAAUAAGAACUGCUCUCACUCUUUGGCCUCACAGGGCAUCCUGAAUUGUGCUGCUGGUCAAGACUUUUGUUCUAAGAUGAAAAGCUAUAUUCUUCAGAUAUUCAAAUAUGCGGAAAAAGAACAAACAAACAAGAAUCUAAAAUGACUAAGCUGCACCCCUGUCUCAAACCCAGGCAAACCAUUCUCCAGAUAGCUCAUGAUGUCCCAUGAUUGACCUUCACUCUGGUCUGGAAGAGUGAUGUGUUUAGGGAAGGGGAAAUGCUGUUCAUUUGUCCAACAGAAAAGAAGAAGCUGGUAAAGUCAGAAAGAACCAUGUGAUCUUAGCCAUUCAUCACUACCACAUUUUCUUGGUGUCAGGCAGCUUUAUAAUCGGACAGCAAGCUGUUAUGCAGCAGACAGUUGAAAUUGGGUUAGUCUGAUUAGAUGUGGGUGUUUUGGAGCUGGAGGCUGAACAUGCUCAGUAAGAUGAUAUGCUACCUCAGGGUGACAGAGAAAGGCAGAAAGCCUCUUUGUUAUGGAGCGGCAGCACCUUGCUGGAAGCAUGCUAGAAAGUAUCAGCAAUGCCUGCUAGAAACAAAAUAUAUGGGGCACAGCUUUCUGCAAUAUUUUUUUAAAAAAAAUUCAGAUUCUGUAACAAAAAGAAACAAAUACUGAGCAGCAUGUAGCUUGCUGCUUCUAGAAUUUAUACUGCUACUACUUAAACAGCCCCACAAUUUGGAUAGCUUUAAAGGGGAUGGGACAAAUUUAUGAAGGCAAAGCUAUCUGUGGCUACUAGUCCUGGUGGUUGUUUGUUACCUGCAGUAUCAGAGGCAGUGUGCCUAUGCACAGCUACUGUUUGCUUCUGUUCUUUAACCAGUUACUGAUCCAUGAGAGGACCAUGAUGCUAAGUUUGUUCAGGAACCUUUGGUGAAGGACUUCGUGAAAAGUGCUAGAAUACACUGCCUGAUGAAUUGUGAUGUAUCAUUCAACAAUUUGAAUAUGUCAGUUCUUGAUUUAGGAUACAGCCUGCCUCCUACUGACAGCUCAGGGCAGACAUCCAUAUUCAUCUGUAAACAUAAAAACAGAAAUUUAGAUAAAAUGAAUAGAGCCUAGCAAAUCUUAGAACACUACCUUAUAUAUCAGGUGCUUUUAGGCAUCCAAGGAAAUAAACUUGUACCAGAUUGGGGAAGCGAGAUAGAAGAGAAGCACUUCAUUCCCCAAAGCCAAGAAAUUAUAUUAUUUAUGAGUGAACAUAAUGUCUUACAGAAUAGCACCAACAGAAAACUGGUAUCUUUCUCGAAGUGCUUAAAAUCUAAAUUAAGGCCACAGCUUUUGCAGGUGGGCAAAGAGAGAAAACAGAAUGAAGGCAAUGAGAACAAUGGUGUGAACCCUCUACCUUUUUCCAAAAGUUCAAAGUAAGUUGUUGCCAACUUAAUUUGCACAUAUGUUAUAAGAAUCAUGAGAACAAUUGGGAUAAAAACUGUUUGGCAUUCUGAAUUGUUUCCUUCUCUUAUAUUUCGUAUUUGAAAGUGUCCAAAUUUGGCCAAAUGCACAUAUUUCUAAUUAUGUAGUAUUUUCUAAGCCCCAUAAUUCAGGAUACUCCAUUAUUCAGCCCCAUAAUUCAGGAUACUUGCUCAUUUUCCAGACAUUCACACACCACUCACCACUCACCAGGAGACCAUUCUUUUCCUACAUUCCAUGUUGUAUAUUUGGGAAACAAACAGGCUCAAAGUAUUAUCGUGGCAUUUUAAUUCCAUUCUUCUUUGGCAUAUAUGCUUCCCUCUUUUAUACUCACAACACCCUGAGCUAAGUUAGGCCAACCAGUCUAGAUUUUACUGAAGAGAAAGGUAUUUAAAAAUAAAAUUACUAAAAUAAAAGACAAUAGUAACAGGCUCAAGCUUACAGUAAGUUUCACAACUGAGUGAAGAAUUGAACACAGGUUCCCAUGGUUAAAGUUCAGCGUGUUAUCUGUUACAGCACACUAGCUCUUACUACUGCUUUGACAGCUGCAUCUGUAAGUGUUUACUGAAUGAACCUGCAUUGUUUCACUUUCAAUGAACUUUUCUUUCCUGUACCAGAUUCACAUUUCUGGGGCUUGAAGUACCUGACAGCCCAGUUUUCUUUGUGGGAAGUAUGGUUGGGGCAGUAACCUUUCGUAAAACAUGUAUUCCUAUAUUGGCUUUGCUAGUGAUUAUUCAAAAGUAUGACUACUGAGGCAGCCAGUUGAACAAAAGCAUCCCAUGUACUCAUGUAAAUACUUCAGAUAAAAUAAAUAUCCUGAUGAACUUUUUUCCAGAGCAGUGUUUAAUCUUUGGCUAAACAUUUGAUAAAUAUUUUACAUUUUUUCCUAGUUGAUAUUAAAUAUAUGUGCUGUCAUGAAAGCUAGAAAUUAAACUAAUGCUUGAUUUAAAGCCUAAACAUCAGAUAAACUUGGCAGACUCCAGAGAUACUUGCGCAAGACGUGAGUUGUGUCCCUUUCCCCUUAGACUGUUUUCCAGCUGUCAUCAACACCAGACCAAGAUAUUUUAAGGUAAUUUAAUAUGCCUAAAAGCCAGUGUUUAAAAUGGAGCAGCUACUCAGUUGGUUCCUGGUCUAUUUUUCUGAUUUGCCUGCAGACACAGAUCACAGAACAAGGUUUAUACUUGGUUUGGAUACUGGUUGGAGAAUGAGAAAUAAGCUGUGGGCUUACACACUUUGCUUUCCCUUUGCAAGUAGAUUUCUUUCCUUGCCCCCUGGCUUCUACCGCAUCUUCUUCAUUCUCUAACAAUCAGCCCUUCUCCCAUCCACCUAUGAACCAAACAAAUGCAUACAAUAUUUUACUUUGAAUGUAAUAUAUGCAGGUAUUGAUGAAUGGGAGGCAAUUAAAGAGGAACUGAUUGAAUUUUGCAGCAGAAUCUGGAUAGGAAUUGGGAAAUUAAUUGAGGUGAUAUCCUGACCCAUCCUUGGCUGGCUUUGUAAUUUUCAAUAAAUAAAUACAUAAAUUUUAGGGAUGUGUGUAAGAGGACUUAUUUGGAAAAGUUUCCCAAACAUUGUUUCUUGUUUGUUUUUUCACUUCUGUUCACAGCCAUUGCAAAGUAAUUUAAAAUAGUUGAUGCACAAUUUAGCUAAUUAAAAAUUAUAUGGUUUUAUAGUUGAUUAACCAACUGAUAAAUUGCAGCCCUUGUAUUUGUACAAGCAGACAGUGUGACUAUGGCCAAGAUAACUAUAGUAUCAACUGAGGUAUUGUCAACUUGGUAAAUGUCUGUAAGUUUCUAUCCCUGAUCAGAUGUAGUCUGUAGGCUACCCAGUAUAGCCUUAAGGGACAAGAGCCUCCACGACUCUGGCUGCUCAUUUGCAUGAAAUAUUUCUUUAUAGGUGGUAAGGAUUUCAGUUCAAUUGCCAGUAUUAAAAUAUGAGUGGAAAGAAAUCUAGUAAUGUGGCUAAAGAUUAUUUUUCAAAGAACAGGUAAAAUAUAAAUGCCUUUGAAUUUUUGCCUUUUUGAGUGUUAUCCUUUAACAAAAAUUCUAAUAGAGACUCUAGAAUGAAAUUGCUAAAUUAGAAAUUAUCAAAGGUUGGAUUAUGUUGGGUUAGACCUGAUCUGAGAUAUUGGUGGGGUUUACAUGAUCAUGAGGAGAAGAAACCACAGUGGCAUCUUUUCCCUGCCACUGUGCAAGGCAGCCAUUCCUACGCAAUUAUGGUGUGUGGGUUGCUCUGUUGUCCAAGCCCAGUGGGGCAGCUUUCAGAGCAUGGCUUGUUGUAGGUUUCUGGGGUCGUGGUGAAGCCACGUCCUCCUGUGCACCUUGCUUGAUUUGGGCAACACAGCAAUGGAUGUGCUGUGAGGGUAGUUAGGUAAACUGUGCAGCGCACAGCUGUGUCUUAUUUUUCCUAUGAUCUUGCCACAAUAAAAAAUCUACUAGUCUUUAAUGUGCUACAAGUCUGCUGCUUUUGCUCAGCAGACCUUUUUUAGGAUUUGUAUGAUGAACACCUCACAGGAAGAAUGGAGCUCUUGGCUAAGAUUUUCUUGUAUAAAAUGCAUACCUUUGUUCCUAUCUGCUCAUGAAGAAUCAUACAAUGGGAUAUCAAGAGAGGAAAAGAGAGGAGAGUGAGGCUGUUGAUGAUAAUGUUACGGAGUCCUUUAUACUGAGCUGUCUUUACCCUCAGCAUGCAGUAUCAUUAUGUAGGGGUAAAGAAAGGAAGUUGCUCCUGCUGUUGCAAAGGAAUAAUUGUACAGAACUGGGAGUUACCAUGCAUAUUGGUUAGAAUGAAUUAAAUGAAGAACAUGGAUAUGUUGAUUGGACAGGUUUUGAAUGGAGGUGGUUUUUUGGGUAUAUUCCUGGUUUUUAGAUCAGUCUAAGGAGUCUAUGAUUUGUUUAGAAGGCCUUUAGAAAAAUCUAGUUCCUAAAGCGAAAAAGAAAACCCCUCUUAGUACUUAAUCAGAUCUUGAUGUGGGUUUUGGCAUCACUUUAAAGAAGAUGGUUUUGAUACUGUUGAUUAAAAACUUCUGGUAGAAUUUGACUCAGAAUGGUUGUGCUGUUUGGCAAGCACACAAGGGCUAUAUGCAGUUAAUGUAGUUAAAUAAAUUUUCUCUUUUGCUGUCUGUAAGCCUUUCAGAUUCCUCUGGUAUGAGUUAACAUUUGGAAUCAUAAAAAAUUUCUAGCAGUAUAGUCAAUAGUCAUCUGAGAGGAAAAUUACAAUGUGGUUGAACUUGUGCGGUGGGAAUCUGGACUCACAGAUAACUUUUUUUCCAAUCAUAUUUUAAAUUUAGGGAAGUCAUCUGAUAUUUCACCUUACUGUUUUCAUAUUUAACUAACUGGAAUAUUAGAUGAUGACUAUUCUGUAUCCACACAUUUUGGGAACUAUUUUCCUUACAUUUUGUUGGUUGGAAGCUGGUGUGUUGAAAUAUUAGUGAAUUUUCUGCUAUGAAUUGUGUGAAUUUUCUGUUGACCACUUUGGAAUGUCUUGGCUGUCAGUCUUUCCCUCCUUCUUUAGGACAGCCAAGACCUGCAUGCCACAUUAACAAACAUUCCUUUGCAGUUACCAGAACUGAAAGCAUCUCAUUUAGUUCCUUUGAGAGCCUAGUGGGUUGAAGAGCUCUUCUCAAGGACUGUCUUGAUUGCAUAAGAUGAUGAUCAAGUGUUGGUACCCCCUUUUUUCUGGAUCACCAUUUAUUUUGACUGCUGUCUCUCUAAGCAUGUGGAUCUGUGCUGUGGAGUAAUGCUCCAGGAUAGCGUCUAUGUACCUUAUACAAUACUGGUACAAAGGUGAAUGCCAUUUUGGUCUGUAUGUAUCCAUGAUCAUGGUCUCUAGUUCUAGCCUCCUGUAGUAAAGAUCCAGGAGAGAGUAACAGCAUAGAUUUUUCCUAUUACUUUUGUCCUGGUAAAAUAGCAGUUGAAAACUGGGUUUUCAGAGUUGGGGUAGGAAAAGAAACCACAGUUGGACCUUAUUUCCCCACCUGGGCCAAUUGCAUACUGCUUCACUUCCAUAAUUAUCCAUGCCAAAUGUGGGUUGCUGUGUCAUCCAAACCUGAUUGGGGGGGGAGGGGGGAAUGUUCUAAAGCACUUGAGAACCCUAGAAUAAGCAAGGUGGUUUGGAAGUCAUCUCUGUGGGUCUGGUCAAGCCAAGGCACCUCCCUUCAGAUUCAAGCAUGCUCAGAAUGGAACAAAACCACUUGUCAAGAAAUGAUAUACAGUUUAUGAAUACAAUGGUGAAAUACGGAUGCAAAACAUAAACUAGCAAACAAAAGAUUAUAGUCCCCUUAUUUGUGGCCAUUUGUUGUUGUUCCCUAAGUAGGUCAGGGAUGCUCCAUGGGCUUCCAGAAUUGCCUGAGUGAAUGACUCAUUAAUUCUUCUCUUCAAGCCAAGAACAAAAGAUAAUGCCUUUUGGCACAGAUUUUAUAAAGUUCUUUUCUCACCUUGUUUUGUAGGCUUUCAGUACAAACAGCUUUUAAUUUCAUUCCUGGGAGACAAGAAAGGACAAAGCUGCUACAAUAAAGCAACAGUUUUUGUUCUUACAGUAAGAGCAGGGCUUAUCUAUUUAUGUUUGCUGUUAUAACCUUGCAUUUCUUAUACAGAUGGUUGUUAAAUUUCCUUGGAGUUGUUUCAGUGCUUCCUUUAUCUUAAAGUUUCUACAUGGCUUUAAUAUUUAUAUAUUACUUUCCUCAAGAGUAUAUAGGCAUUUAUGUUACCUCAGUAAUAUAUAGAAAUCUGUAUGGUAGGAUUGAAUUAUUAUUCCUAAAUUGCAGAUGUGAUAACUGAGAUUGAGAACAAUUUGCUUAAGGGCUAAUGUAGACAUCUUGGCUGCAAGCCCAUCUGUUACAGUGUGGAUCGUGCAGCUUUCUCAUAAAUCAGGGGGGGAAUUAAGCACAAUUUGACAUGGGUGGAUAAGAUGUAUGCUCAACUUUCCUGCUACUCUUUCUCUGCUGCCAUUUAUUAUUUAAAAUAUUUAUAUGCCAUCCUGUCACGAAAGCCUCAGGACAGCUUACAUAUAUGAAAUAACAUAAAAUAUAACAUAAAUAUUUAUUUAUUCCCCUUCUUGUGGCUGCAGUGUGGAAAGUAGCCAUCACUGGGAGGAAACAUCUGAGAAGAAGCAUUUUUGUGUGGAAGUGUACUUUAUGGAAAAUUGAUAUGAUCUACAUUGUAGAUCACUUACUUCAUUGUCCACGUUCUUAGAUGGAAAUACACAGAGAAUUGUGUUUUUCACCUGGAAUAAUGAAGGAAAGAAGACAUUAUCUACAAUUUUACUUAAAUUGAUUGAGGUCUUGAAGGGAAGGGCUGCAUAAAUAUUUUAAUGCAGUGUGGUUUUGCUUUCGUAUUUGCUAAAAUGCAUUGGUGCUCUUUCUCACUCAGUUUGUGUCCAUUACACCAUCACAAAAUAAAGGGUGAAUAUUUUUGUUUCUUUGCUUUGAACUGUACCAUUUUCUGACACAAAAUAAUUUUCUGUUAAGUUUCUGAGCCAUUCUAGAUGUGUCUUAAGAUUGGGUCUGCUCAGCUGCAGCAUUUAUAUGUCAUGGGAAUGAAUAUAGACUAUUUUACCAUAGCAAGUUUAUAUAUAAUUUUCCCUAGAUUUGUGUUGUCUUUGUUAGUGAGGCAUUGUACUUUUUGUUCUUUUUCCCUAAGAGCACAAUCUUAUGCAAUUUUAUAAAGAAAGUAUAGACUGCUGGGUGGGGCAUGCUGGAUGCUAUAGGCCUUUUUCUGGCUAAACUUGCAUAGGCUUGUGUCUUAAAGCAAUGAAAUAUGAAUUGAUAUGUUGCAAUGUUGUUCAACGGCAAUUAAUGACCUUUUAAAUCAGAUUUGGUGGUGUGUUAUAUUUUGCAUGGAUAUCUGGCAGUUGACUGAUUUUUGCAAAGCCUACCUUUCCCAAAAAUACUAAACCAUAUUUUCUGGCAGAGAAAAUGUCCAAGAUGCAGCAUGAUAUUAAACCCCUUUUGCCAUCAGAUGAAGUAUCUCUCAGUUGCAGCCAAUCCUUGCUUAUUUGGCAAUAAAGGACUGGAAGGAAUGCAGUUACGUUACAGGGACAUGAGACUGAAAAGGGAGCAACCACUCUUUUCUCCAAAAGUUUAAUGAAUUUGCCCAUGGGUUUGAUAGUAGCUGAAAAGUCUGAGACAAUUUUGGAGUGGGUCUUAUGCUAGUCCAACUGAUUUGAAAGCAAAUUGAAUAUUUUACAUUCCGUUGAGUACUACAGUUCAUUCAGCUUGGAAUCAUUCUAAGCUGGCUAAAGAAUGCAGAAUGUGACUGUUCAACUGGAAGCAGCCUUCAUGCUGGGUAGAUAAUUUUCUUGAGCCCUGAAUAUAUUUUGGUUUUGGAGAGAGGGUACUGCUGCCAGUGGCUAUGACCUGUCUUUUGUGCUCAACAGUUUCAAGGAGGGUAAUGUGUGCAUUCUUGUAAGCAUUAUUGAAGCCUGAGCUUAGUGGUGUUCUAUUAAGAUGAAGUUUCCUUGCAAAGCUAAAUAUCCUUCUCCCUGUUUUAUUCUCCUUCUCACAGGAUUCCACCUGAGUGGCACAGUUACAGAGCCUGCUACUUCAGCAGAGCCAGAAAUGACCUAUAAAGUGGCCAUCAGCUUCGACCGAUGCAAAAUAACUUCCGUGACGUGUGGUUGUGGGAACAAGGACAUUUUUUACUGUGCUCAUGUUGUGGCACUCUCGCUGUACAGGAUACGAAAACCUGAUCAGGUCAAACUCCGUCUUCCUAUCUCAGAGACCCUUUUCCAAAUGAACAGGGACCAGCUCCAAAAGUUUGUUCAGUAUUUGAUCACAGCCCACCACACUGAAGUGCUCCCAACAGCUCAAAAACUGGCUGAUGAAAUUUUGUCCUCCAACUCUGAAAUCAAUCAAGUUCAUGGUGCACCAGACCCCACUGCAGGGGCCAGCAUUGAUGAUGAGAAUUGCUGGCAUUUGGAUGAGGAACAGGUGCGGGAGCAAGUGAAGCUGUUCCUCUCCCAAGGAGGGUACUAUGGCUCUGGGAAGCAACUCAAUUCCAUGUUUGCUAAGGUCCGUGAAAUGCUGCGCAUGAGAGAUUCCAAUGGGGCCAGGAUGUUGACACUAAUAACAGAGCAGUUUAUGGCAGACCCACGUCUUGCUCUUUGGAGACAGCAGGGAACAGGCAUGACAGACAAAUGCCGACAGCUCUGGGAUGAGCUGGGGGCGCUGUGGGUGUGCAUUGUGUUAAACCCACACUGCACGCUGGAAGAGAAGGCAUGCUGGCUGCGACAGCUCCGGAAGUGGGGAGAUAUGGAUGUUUGCCCGCUGGAGGAUGGGAAUUAUGGCAAUGAACUUCCCAACAUCACUAGUGCACUUACUCAGAGCUCCAGUCACAGGCAAAGCUCUUUAGCAAGGCCGAGACGCACAGUGUUCACUCGUGCCAUCGAAGGUUGUGAUCUGCACUGGCAGGAUAGUCACCUUCAGCGGAUAAUCAGCAGUGACUUCUAUAUUUCUCCCUCUUACCAAAGGGAUGGAGAGGGCCUUCUCUUCAACUCGCAGGGGCAGCCAUUGUGGCUGGAGCAUGUCCCUACAGCCUGUGCCCGUGUUGAUGCCCUUCGUUCACAUGGAUACCCCAAGGAAGCACUCCGUCUCACUGUAGCUAUAAUCAACACCCUGCGAUUGCAACAGCAGAGGCAGCUGGAGAUAUACAAGCAUCAGAAGAAAGAACUGCUGCAGAGAGGAGCGACCACUAUCACAAAUCUGGAAAGUUGGGUAGGGCAUCCGCUCAAUCCCAUUGGCUGCUUAUUUCUCACAUUGACCGAAGCAUGCCGAGUAGAAGACGAGAACUGCCUUGAAAUUUCAGAUGCUGGUGACCCGAAGCCUCCAGUGUAUCAACACGUGCCAGUGGCCAAUGGCACUCCUGAGAAUGGGGAAUCCUACCUCUCCCUAGCUCUGGAAGUAGCACUGAUGGGAAUGGGGCAGCAGCGGGUGAUGCCCGAGGGCCUUUAUGCUCAAGACAAAGUGUGGCGGAAUGAGGAGCAGAUUAUUGCCUGCCUGCAGGAGCUGGAGCUGGAUGCCGUGCUGGUGCAGACACUACGCAAGCAGUGCAUCCUGCUCCUGGAAGGUGGCCCCUUCAGUGGCCUUGGCGAGGUGAUCCACCGAGAAAGCGUGCCCAUGCACACCUUUGCCAAGUUCCUGUUCUCUGCCUUGCUGCCCCACGAUGCUGACCUAGCCUACAAACUGGCACUGCGUUCCAUGAGACUUCCUGUUCUGGAAACAACUCCUUCAAGUGAUGUCACACAUUCUCACCAUCUGGUUUCAGUGGUGCCUAGUAGGUACCCACGUUGGUUUACUCUGGGACACUUGGAAUCACAGCAGUGUGAGCUGGCUUCCACCAUGCUGACAGCAGCCAAAGGUGACAUGCUGCGUCUACGGACGGUCCUGGAAGCAAUUCAGAAAAACAUCCACUCUUCCUCCCUGAUCUUCAAACUGGCACAGGAUGCCUUCAAGAUUGCAACUCCUGCUGACAACAGCUCUGACACAACCCUGCUCAAUGUGGCACUGGAGCUUGGGUUGCAGGUGAUGCGCAUGACCCUAUCAACCUUGAACUGGAGACGGAGGGAAAUGGUGCGAUGGCUGGUGACCUGUGCGACAGAAGUGGGUGUUCGGGCCUUGGUCAGCAUACUGCAGAGUUGGUAUACCCUCUUCACCCCCACUGAAGCCACCAGCAUAGUAGCAGCGACAGUGAUGUCUCAUAACACCAUCUUGCGCCUCAGCCUGGACUAUCCGCAGCGAGAGGAGCUGGCCAGCUGUGCCCGUACACUGGCCCUCCAGUGUGCCAUGAAGGACCCGCAGAACUGUGCGCUCUCAGCCCUGACUCUGUGUGAGAAAGACCACAUCGCCUUUGAGACAGCCUACCAAAUUGUCAUAGAUGCUGCUUCCACGGGCAUGACUUACUCGCAGCUUUUCACCAUUGCACGGUACAUGGAGCACCGAGGGUACCCACUGCGGGCCUUCAAGCUAGCCUCGCUUGCCAUGACGCACCUCAACCUUGCCUAUAAUCAGGACACACACCCUGCCAUCAAUGAUGUGCUUUGGGCAUGUGCACUCAGCCACUCCCUGGGCAAGAAUGAGCUGGCAGCCAUUAUCCCGCUGGUGGUGAAGAGCGUUCACUGUGCCACUGUUCUGUCUGACAUCCUACGGCGCUGCACCAUGACAGCACCUGGUCUGGCAGGCAUUCCUGGCCGCAGGAACUCUGGGAAACUGAUGUCAACGGACAAAGCACCUUUGCGCCAACUGCUGGAUGCUACAAUAAGCGCUUACAUCAACACCACACACUCCCGGCUCACCCACAUCAGCCCUCGGCAUUACGGAGAAUUCAUAGAGUUUCUUAGCAAAGCUCGGGAAACUUUCCUGCUGGCUCAGGAUGGCCACAUCCAGUUUGCGCAGUUCAUAGACAACCUCAAGCAGAUCUACAAGGGCAAGAAGAAACUCAUGUUGCUAGUGAGAGAACGGUUUGGAUGAGCUGCUGCACGAGGAAACCCUGAUCCCUGUUGGUGGAAUUACGCUUACCAGGCAAGACUGAUGGAGUUUUCCAUUCAGAGAAGAUUGGACUGUAAACCAAAAGCAGCAUGGCAGGAAGGGUUUGCGUCCUACCUACCAUUCAUUUGCAAACACCUCGGCAAUACCAAAAGCUAACUAGGAAACUGAAUACCUCUUUCCCAAAGGGCAUGGCAAAUGGAGGCUGGAAAGCAAACCCCCACC
This is a messenger RNA of Varanus komodoensis (Komodo dragon), 12616 nucleotides long. RefSeq names its product zinc finger SWIM-type containing 5 (gene ZSWIM5). The record is from RefSeq and is a predicted model, not a curated record. Gene Ontology annotation, molecular function: zinc ion binding. The transcript is spliced from 13 exons. Gene Ontology annotation, cellular component: Cul2-RING ubiquitin ligase complex. Bases 9359 to 12376 code for a protein of 1005 amino acids. NCBI's taxonomy places the organism in Eukaryota, Metazoa, Chordata, Lepidosauria, Squamata, Varanidae.